Molecule: messenger RNA, 1107 nt
Organism: Coccidioides posadasii C735 delta SOWgp
Lineage: Eukaryota; Fungi; Ascomycota; Eurotiomycetes; Onygenales; Onygenaceae
Source: RefSeq, a predicted model, not a curated record
GUUAUACCAGCCGCACAUGGUUUUCUUCGAUUCGCCUAGUUAGAUGAGUUUCACUUCUCUCGAGAUAAACAUUUACAGUACUUCUAUAUUGUUAUUUGCUUCCUCUAUGAAUGCCUGGCAACAUUCAGGAAUCAACAGCCAUGACCCAAUAUCUCGGCCAGCCCCUCAGUGAAUCUAUCACAGAGCACAUCGGUGCCACACCGCUUGUACGAUUAAACCGUCUCCCUGCUUCAUUCGGGAUAAAAGCCAAGAAGCGUCAAGUGGAAAUACUGGCAUAGCGAUAGCCCUUAUGGCAGCGAUAAAAGGUUAUAAGUGCAUCAUCACCCUCUCAGAGAAGAUGUCAUUGGAGAAAGAACAGAUCCUCCAUGCACUAGGCGCCAGAGUCGUACGCACGCCGGCCGGUGUCCCAAUUGAACAUCCAGAGUCUAUACUAAGUGUUGCCAAACGAUUAAAAGAAGAGAUACCAAAUUCGUGGAUCUUAGAUCAAUACAACAACCCGGAAAAUCCCCGUGCCCAUGAAUUUGGAACCGCAGAAGAGAUAUGGCACCAGACACAAGGAAAGGUGAAUGCUGUGGUCGCGGGAGCCGGAACAGGGGGCACUAUCACUGGCAUGGCAAGGGCAUUCAAAAAGAAGAACCGAGGCGUGUUUGUCGUUGGGGUGGACCCUGUUGGAUCCGUCCUUGCCCAGCCAGCAGCCCUAAAUGGGAAGAAAAGCGAGUAUAAAAUCGAAGGAAUUGGGUAUGAUUUUGUGCCUGGAGUGCUCGACCAGGCGGCUCCCGAUCUUUGGGUCAAGACAACGGACAAAGAAUCGUUCCAGAUGGCGAGACAACUGGUGAGCCAGGAGGGGAUACUCUGCGGCGGUUCAUCUGGUGCAGCUUUCGCAGGUUUGCGCCAGUUUCUUGAGAUCCACCCAGAGUUCAACGUCGAAGACAAAACCAUUGUGCUGGUGUUGGCAGAUAACCUUAGGAACUACCUAACCAAGUUUGGCGACGAUGCGUGGAUGGAGAGUAAUGGAUAUGGAUUAGAUGUAAGUGAUAGCUGAGUCGCAUCACAAGUAGCACACGCAGACUGUAAAUAGAUAGUUUUGGCUGAAAUACCAUAUUGAUC